UCGAAAAUCGAUUUGAAUUCGAGUCCGACUGCAGCAAUUUCAAAACAAACUCUGUGUUUUUUUUUUAAUUUUCAUAAGUGAUUAAAUAAUGUUAAUGAAAACAAUAGAUGAUUUUGAUGAAAAUGAUGUUAACGAUUUUUAUGAUAUUUAUUUUAAAUAUAUUUUGCCACUGAAAAACUUGUCAAUAUUGUUACCGGCAAAAUAUUCUUACUUACUUGUUUUUCUGAUUUUACUUAUUAUAAUUGGAGUUGUUCUAUCUAUUCUCAUAUUUCUCACAGAAUCCAAGAACGAGAAAAAUAUCAUUAAGGAAAUGAAAUUUUCAAAUAAUUGGCAAUUUAUAACUGACAAAUUGACAUUCUGUCAGGAUGUUGCAUUAAGUGAAUUGCAUAAAGCAAGUGAUAAAUGUUAUAAUAAAAAUAAUUGCAAUAAAUGCAUUGAAUUAAUAACUUAUUGGCCACAUUUAAUAAAUACAAGUCUUCCGGAUUUUGAAGGAAUAACGCCAUUUCAUCGUGUAUGCUAUAGAGGAAAUCACAGUUUGAUUGAUUUUAUGAUAUCGAAAGGGGCAAAUAUAUUUCAAGAAACUAAUUCUGGUGAAAAUGCUUUUCACAUGUUAUUCGCGUAUUAUAUUCGAAAUCCCGCGCAAAAGAAUUUUAAAUGUCUUGAUCUUCUUCUGCAAAAAGGCUAUUCCUUGACAAAGGAUAACUCGUUGAAAAAAUUCAUUUUAGACGCUAGAGAAACUGAUAACAAAGAGUUGGAAAAAUGGUUAUCGUCUCAUGCGAUUUCUAUUGACAAGAGAUUAAACUGAAAAAAAAAAUUAAGAAACUCUGAAAUUUGACCAUCAUUUAAAACACAUAUCUCAUCAGCAUUUUCAACUGUUGAAAGUCGAUGGGCUAUUAAAAUACAUGUCCUUCCUUGUCUGGUCUUAUCUAGUGCAGCUUGUACAACCUACAAUUAAUUAUCAAAC
Leptopilina boulardi is the source of this 964-nucleotide messenger RNA. RefSeq lists its product as uncharacterized. The transcript has 6 exons. Gene Ontology annotation, molecular function: protein binding. The record is from RefSeq and is a predicted model, not a curated record. Bases 89 to 805 code for a protein of 238 amino acids. NCBI's taxonomy places the organism in Eukaryota, Metazoa, Arthropoda, Insecta, Hymenoptera, Figitidae.